AUGCUGGAUGCUACGGUGCGGACGCGGUCCUGGACGGAUGCCUGGGAUGUCUUAGACCUUCUGCUCCGAUGCGGCCGGAAGGCAGACAAGUACUUCGUCUCCAUCUUGACGAAAAGCCUCGAGUCCUCCACGGAUAAGCGCAGCGUGCGCCGGGGGAUUAGCCUCGUGGAGGCCUUCAUAGACCAGCAGAAGGAGGACGUUGAUGAGAUCGUCUUCAACUCCUUGCUGAACGUUUUGGGGCAGACUGGUGACAUGGUGAAGCUGCAGCAGACGCUGAACAAGAUGAACGACUACGGGGUUGCACCCUCUGCUGUUACCUUUGGCACCGUGGUAAAGGCCUACGGGCGAGCCAGGGACACCGACUCGGUCAUCAAAGUUUGGCAUCAGAUGCGCAGUCGGUGCUUGGGAAUCAACCCGGUCACAUGCGGUUGCGUGUUAGAUGCCUGUGUGAAAUGCAACAGCCUGGACAAAGCGAUGGCAAUCUUCCAGGAGAUGCGCAUGCAGGGCAUGCACAAGAACACAGUUCUGUAUGCGACGUUGAUCAAAGGCCUCGCGAAGAUGCGCGACCUGCAGGGAGCCAUGAACCUGUACCACGAGAUGCGAAUGGAGCAGGUGCCGUGCAACCUCGUCACUUUCAACUCUCUCAUGGAUGUCUGCGUGCGCUGCAGUGAUCUUCAGACGGCUGCAUACUUCUUGCAGGACAUGAUGCAGAUGGGCAUCGAACCCGACCUGAUCACCUUUAGUACCCUCAUCAAGGGCUACAGCCAAAUCGGGCAAGUGCACAAGGCUUUGGCCCUCUGGAAAGAGCUGAAGGCCAGGAACCUGAAGUGCGACGAGAUCAUGUACAACAGCCUCAUCGACGGCUGCGCCAAGUCCCAGAAGUUUCUCGGUGUUAG
Symbiodinium necroappetens is the source of this 896-nucleotide messenger RNA. The record is from the annotation of a GenBank genome assembly. Lineage: Eukaryota; Dinophyceae; Suessiales; Symbiodiniaceae.